AUGUCUCCUGGGAGUCUUUCUCAUGGGUCUGCUAGACAACUGAUCCUUGAGCGCGAUGAUCACCGUGAUCUCAUCGCUGGCGACUACGAUGACAAGUACAUGACGCCUGAAGCAUACGAGUAUCAUGCGAAAGUAAACCGACCUACCGUCCCCUUGGAAGCCGCACAUAUUAUCCCGGAAUAUCUAGCCAAUACGCCCGCCGAGCAGUUGUCAAAAGAACAAGAAGCUGAAGCAGACCGGUGGCUUGGAUCAGAUGUGGCCCCAGAUGCUAAGAUUCAUAAGCUAUCCCUUAUGUGGGUCAUGCUUCAGUACUUUGGGGGUGAAGAUAUAUACAAUGAUCUCAAAGGAGACCGCAUUCACCACCCGAGUAACCUUCUCUCUCUGGCACAGCAUGACCACCAUCGCUUUGACUAUCAAAGCCUUUGGUUCGAACCUCUAAAACAGACUAACGACGAAUAUCACUACAAGCUAUGUGUUGCCAGUGUAUUGGCACGCCCCACAGGCCGUGAUCAAAAGCGCAUUGAGCAAGUUGUUUUUCGAGACAAGACUGUAGGAGACACUGUGAUUCCGGCCCCAAAUCCGAAGUACCUAGCCCUUCACGCUGCCUGCUGUCGUAUCGCCCGACUGUCUGGAGCCGCCCUCAUUUUCGAUGAGCUCCACGAUGAACCGGGCGAUUUCGCCGGCGCAGUACCUUCGCCUGCGAUGUUUGACGCAGUAUCGGCCCGCCUUGAAUACGACACUCGAGGGCCGCGAGUAUUAGAGCUGUUAUCAGAGGUGCAGGAUCAUGGUUAG
This is a messenger RNA of Pleurotus ostreatus (oyster mushroom), 792 nucleotides long. RefSeq lists its product as uncharacterized. Bases 1 to 792 code for a protein of 263 amino acids. The transcript has 4 exons. NCBI's taxonomy places the organism in Eukaryota, Fungi, Basidiomycota, Agaricomycetes, Agaricales, Pleurotaceae. The record is from RefSeq and is a predicted model, not a curated record.